AAGGCAGUUGUCACGUUGGCAGCCGUAUCGAGAUUCGCUAAAAGGAGGAACAUCUGAACGAUAACAAAGUUAAAAAUGAAAUUUACCAGCAACGACAUGCCUAGAAAUAGUAAAAUUUGUUGUGUCAGGGGUUGCCCCACAAAAAAAAUUUCCGUAGUCAAUGGUGGGCCCAUUAAGUGUUAUUAUUUUCCAAGCGAAAAUAUUGAGCAUAGACGUGAAAGGAGACGAGUUUGGAUUGAAAUCGUUAAAAAACAGUGCGAAUACGAUUCCGAUUGGCAACCAAAAAAAACUCACCGAAUCUGCAGUCUUCACUUUGUUGGUGGAUUAAAAAGCGAACAUCCGUACCAUCCUGGUUACAAUCCUACGAUUUUUCCAGGAAAGACAACUGUAAAAACAGAAAUUAAAGCCACAGCACGUUUAGCACGAUUUCAAAGGUACAUCAAAAGAAAUCCAGUCACAUUGCCUUUGCAGUACGAAUAUAAAAAGAAUAAAAGGACUUUAAAACCAUCAAAUGUCAUGGAUACAAAUAAUAUUAAGUUGGAAGACCUAAGUCAAACUGACUGUGUUGAUGGAAUUGUAAAAUGCAUUCCUCAAUAUAGUGAUUUUAGUAGUCAAGUGAAUUUCAUAGACAAUAUAGAUUAUUUCACAGGAACGAAUUUUAUUGUUUGUAAUAGAAUUAUUGAAGAUCACAAAAGCGAUGCAGAAACUCUUAUUUUUCAGUUACACUGAGCUUGAUCAACAAAUCUAUUGAUAAACUAUAAUCAUACUACGUUUGUACCUUUACAUUUAUUUAACUUGUACCUACACAGUGUAAGUGGACAAGUUGAAUACAAUGCGUGAAUAAUUAAGUAAGUUAUAAUUUUUGAACAGUAACAUUUCAAAAUGAUUUUUUAAACAAACACUUUUUUUAUGUGAACUUCAAUCGUCUUGAAUUUUGCGUGAACAAUUUUGACAGAUUUCAAAAUCAGUGCUUCAAAUAUUUAAAAAAUGUAUACUUUAAGUAAUGAAAACUUGACGCUUUUGUUACAAGAGGCUGUGAAA
Copidosoma floridanum is the source of this 1041-nucleotide messenger RNA. RefSeq lists its product as uncharacterized. NCBI's taxonomy places the organism in Eukaryota, Metazoa, Arthropoda, Insecta, Hymenoptera, Encyrtidae. The record is from RefSeq and is a predicted model, not a curated record.